AUGUCGUCAGCUCCCUCCGAUGUUAAGUUGACGCUGGAGCGAACGAGCUCCACACUGCUUCAGCAAAUAGAGGCACUGGAGAAGAGGACUUCCGAACUAAAAAGAAGUCGCGAAGCUCUGGAAGCAUCCCACAAGAAGCAGCAGGAGGAGAGCAAGGAUGGUGCACCAGUUGGAAAGAUACCAGACGGAGAAGAUGAGGAAGACAGGAACAAACUCCCGCAAGUUCUUGGAGAUGAAAGUAAGCAAGCCAUUUUGGUCGAUCCCCGGCGGUGGGCGCGGGAACGCUUGGCGACUGCUUUGCGGGAGCAGGGCGAGGAGCUAGAGCAGAAGCAAAAAGCUUCUAGCCCACCGCCUGCAUCUGCUGGUGCAGCACCUGCACCAGCAUCUACAUCAGAAGGACAAGCAGCAGCCACUACCUCUCCGGGCACAGUACCGCCGAAAAUGAACGUGGCUGUAGGCGAAACUGAUGGAAACUCUGCGGUGGCUGCAAAGGCGAGCACCCCUGGCACGCUGGCCAAAGCCACCAGCAUGGUGAAAGGAGGCAUGCCGAAUCCUAGCAGCAUGGGUGCAGUUGCAAAGGGCGCUCCGCCACUUGGAGCCGGUUUACCAGCUUUGACCGCGGCAUCGCCUGGACUGCCCAUGGCCACGCUCCCCAUGCCUUGUGGGUCCGGGCCAAACGGAGCUGUUUUGCCGAAGUCCUUCAUGCCAAAACUGCCAGGCAUGCCCGGGCUGGACAUGGGGUGCGGCGGGUCCACCAUGCCUUGCAUGGGCGGCUGCACAGGUGGGGGCAUGGGGCCUGGGCCUCUGGGCAGCGGUGGUGGCUUGUGUCCUGCAGGGCCCGCCGGCGGCACGGGGACGAGUGGCAGCCCUGAGGGCGAGGGUGACGAAAUGCAGCAGCAAAUGAUGCUGCAGAUGCAGAUGCAAAUGCAGAUGAUGAUGAUGGGUGCCAUGAUGGGGUCCAUGCUGGGCGAGAACGACGACAAGAAGAAAGGCAAAAAGAGAAAAAAGGACAAAGGAAUCGAUUUACACGAUGUCGACGAUUUGCCGCCUGGCGCUUCCAGCGACGCGAAUCAUCCCAGCUACAGGCCACCUGACAUGGAGCAGAUGCCUGGCAUCACAGACAGGAGAUUUGAAGGACGGAUUACGAUGUGGUUCGAGGACAAAGGUUACGGCUUCAUCGGCAAUGAUGAUUUGAAACAGAAGUUCAAUGGCAUGGAUGUUUUCUUGCAAAAGAACCAGAAGCGGCACUUCAAUCAAGGCGACCAAGUGAUUUUUAGCGUCUUUAAGAACUAUCGAGGUCAGCCGCAGGCGACGGAGUUAAGAGCAGGCAAAUCCUCCCUGGGAUAG
Molecule: messenger RNA, 1347 nt
Organism: Symbiodinium necroappetens
Lineage: Eukaryota; Dinophyceae; Suessiales; Symbiodiniaceae
Source: the annotation of a GenBank genome assembly